Molecule: messenger RNA, 714 nt
Organism: Fonticula alba
Lineage: Eukaryota; Rotosphaerida; Fonticulaceae
Exons: 5
Coding region: 52-567 (171 amino acids)
Biological process (GO): endosomal transport; lysosome localization
Cellular component (GO): BORC complex; gamma-tubulin complex; BLOC-1 complex
Molecular function (GO): gamma-tubulin binding
Source: RefSeq, a predicted model, not a curated record
CCCCCCCCCUCCCUCCUCUGCCGCUUGUCCGCUGUCGCUGCCAUCGCCUCCAUGUCUUCUGCCGAGAGUCCCCCCGGCACGCCGUCUGCCAUUCCGGCCAGCGCCCCGGCCCUUACCACGGAUGCCCUGUCUGCCACCCUUGGCCCGGCGCCGAUUGUGGCCAGCUCGCAAACCACGGCCGAGCCCGUGUUCGCCGAUGCCAGCCUGGUCUCGGAUGCCGAUCGCUUUGAGUCGGAGCAGGCCCGCCUGAUCGAGCGUGCGGACGACAUGUUCCGCAAGAUCUCCCAGUACAUCAAUGCCGAGAUGUCCACUCUUGAGGGGGACUACUCCAACCUGGGGAGGAUGAACCUGACUGCGGCACAUGCGUACGCCGAAAUCGAGCGCAUGGUCCUCGGUCUGAACUCCAUGAUGUCCGAGCUCCAGAACAAGUACGAGCAUAAUAAGGUGUACUUCGCACAGAUCGAUGCCCUGGAAAAGAGUGUCGAGCGCCUGGAGACCGCCGCCCGCGAGCUGGACGCGUAUGCCCGCCGUCUUGAUCAAGCCUUCCGCGCCUUCGGCCGCGGCUGAGCAACUUCCGCUUGUUUUCUCUUUUUUGCGCGUCUGCCGAAAGCGACCAAGACAAUGGGGGGUAGCCCCCCCCCCCCGUUCCACUGCCCUCCUCCGCGGCCCCCCGCCAUCCUGGGCCCCGGUGGGAAAAUACACACAUCUUGCGUA